This is a messenger RNA of Scheffersomyces stipitis CBS 6054, 1929 nucleotides long. RefSeq names its product guanine nucleotide exchange factor (gene SEC2). The record is from RefSeq and is a predicted model, not a curated record. Gene Ontology annotation, cellular component: cell tip; Golgi to plasma membrane transport vesicle. The transcript is spliced from 5 exons. Gene Ontology annotation, biological process: exocytosis. Gene Ontology annotation, molecular function: guanyl-nucleotide exchange factor activity. Lineage: Eukaryota; Fungi; Ascomycota; Pichiomycetes; Serinales; Debaryomycetaceae. Bases 1 to 1929 code for a protein of 642 amino acids.
AUGUCGAGCGAGUCAUUAGACGAGAGGCUAACGGCCGAGAUUACACUGCUUUCGACCAAAUUGGUAACCGCUGUCGCCAAACAGCUGGACCUAGAAGAAGCAGUGCUUCACUUGAGGAAAGAGCUUCAGCUGGCCAAGCUUGAGCAACGCCGAUAUGAGCUGGAUUCGGCUAAGUACAAGGAGUUGGUGCCUAGAUACACAAAGUUGAGAGAGGACUUCCAGACUACCGAGGACAAAAUGAGACUUGCUGAAACUGAACGUACCCGUUUGGAGCACGAAGUAGAGGAUUUGACAGCAUCUUUGUUUGACGAAGCCAACACCAGAGUCAGUAAUGCAGCCAGAGAGACUCACAACUACAAAGUCAAAAACAAGAAGCUUCAAGAGGAGCUUGAAGAAAAGCAGACGAUUAUUGACGAUCUUCAGGAGCAGUUGAAGGACUUGAAGAUUUUGUUUAUCCGUAUUGACAAUCAACAAAGGCUGUUUGCGAACAGUACCAGCAAUGGCAAUAACAAUUCUAACUCCCGUUUGGGGACUCCACGAGUUGAACAGGGUAGUUUCAGCGCGUCGGAGAACGGUGCUUCUGACAGCUACUCCCGUACACUUACCGAAGACGAAUCAGGAGACAAUUCUACUACUCAGCAGCAACUCCGUGCCCCGGUAUUUUCGCCACUUGUGAGUCUGAUUCGCUUGGACCUCAACAACUACAACCACGACUUCAAAGCAUUUGUUUAUUUGCUAAUUCGACCUCUGUUCCAGUUUGACUUUGCGAACCUCAAGAAUACCCGUUUUUUCCGUAAAAUAUGGACCGAGGAGAUUGAAAACAGUAUCCUGGUACCGCCAUUGCCGAGCACGAGCUCGUUAAUGAACAGAUGGCUGAAGGGGAAACUGUUGUGGAACUCCAUUGUAGAAGGUAGAGCCGUAAUUCAACCAGUUAAAGGUGUUAAUGAAGUGUUUAAAUUGGCAUACAAAGGCGGGAAAGACGGUGAAAGAACUCCUGUAGCCAUUAAAGAUCCUUGUGGCUUCUGUGGAGAGUGUAGAGACGAUAUCUUGGAGCACUCCAGAUUGUACUAUAUCAAGUUAUUAGAGACUUCUGUCCAUGGCAGUAACGCUAAAGAUUCUGAUGUUCAUGAUGUAAUUGCCCAGUACCCACUUUGCAACUACUGUUUGAUCAAAUUACGUAACAUUUGUGACUUGUUUGCCAAGUUGAGGUUGAUCCACUCCAAUAUUUACAAUCUAAAACAAAACCAUGCGUUCGAAGAGUUUGGUCUUGUAUCUUCUUCCAACUUUCCACAGUUCAAGAGAACGAGUUCUGGAACCGGCUCCCCUAAUCUUCUGGGAUCUGAAGAUGGCAUUCUUACGAACACUUUAAGCAGAAAGGAGGAAUCCAAGUUGAUCAAGAUUUACAUCAUGUUAGCAUUGAUUAGAAACAAGAUUUUCUGGAGCAAAUUGGGCUUCUGGGACAAUGCGGCUAACAUUGACGAAAUCAACGUAGACGAAAUCCAUUAUGAGACUUUUAAAGAUAUGAUUUCCUCUUCACCAUCUUUGCACUCUAAGGAUUCAAGAAGAUCCACGGUAACAGAGGUCCCUUCUACUCCACAGACAAAUGAUGGAAGUGCCGUGUUCAAACCAAGAGAUGAAAAGCGCGGUCUGGCUUCAUUGGUGUCUCCUAGAGAGAUCUUACAGGAGAAAGCAAGUAAAAGUCGUAACAACAGCCAAAAUGGCACUGACGAAGAAGACACAGAUAAUGAACGAUUUGCCGACAGUUCAGACAAAUUUCAGGAAGAGCAAAACCAAACGAAUGGCGACACUAACGAUCAAGCUGUUGGGUUAGAGAGAAAAAACUCCAAGUCCAAACAGUUUACGAAGAAGAUGAAUAAAUCAUUAGAGCACACCAUAGAGAUGUUGAAGGAGAGUAUUGAAGACUCUUAG